Messenger RNA from Morus notabilis, 1720 nucleotides. RefSeq names its product heat stress transcription factor B-4. The record is from RefSeq and is a predicted model, not a curated record. NCBI's taxonomy places the organism in Eukaryota, Viridiplantae, Streptophyta, Magnoliopsida, Rosales, Moraceae. Gene Ontology annotation, molecular function: RNA polymerase II cis-regulatory region sequence-specific DNA binding; DNA-binding transcription factor activity. Gene Ontology annotation, biological process: regulation of transcription by RNA polymerase II. The transcript has 2 exons. Gene Ontology annotation, cellular component: nucleus. Bases 222 to 1406 code for a protein of 394 amino acids.
CAAAACAAAACAAACCAAAAAAAAAAAAAAAACAACCGCAUUAGCAUUAUACAGUAAUACUAGUUGUACCCCUCCACACACACCCCAAGUCCCAACAUUUUAUCCACCAAGAUUCACACUACACAUCUCCCUCCCUCUCUCUCUCACUCUUAACCCCAUUAUUUUUUCCUCCUCAGAUCUCUCUCCGAACUUACUAUUACAGUGAUCAUAAUCUAGCUCCAAUGGCUCUAAUGCUUGACAAUUGCGAAGGCAUACUACUCUCCUUAGACUCCCACAAGUCAGUCCCCGCACCAUUCCUCACAAAAACCUACCAGCUCGUCGACGACCCCUCCACCGACCACAUCGUCUCUUGGGGCGAAGACGACACCACCUUCGUCGUUUGGCGUCCUCCGGAGUUUGCCAGAGAUCUCCUUCCCAACUACUUCAAGCACAACAACUUCUCUAGCUUUGUCCGCCAACUCAACACCUACGGUUUUAGAAAGAUUGUACCAGACAGAUGGGAGUUCGCGAACGAGUUCUUCAAGAAGGGAGAAAAGCACCUGCUAUGCGAGAUCCACCGGCGAAAGACGGCUCAGCCGCAAGUGUCUCUCAACCACCACCACCACCAUCACCAUCCACAUUCUCAUCAUCAGAUCGGAAUCAACGGCCCUAGUUUCUUCCCCUUCUCCAGCACCACCGGCAGAGUCAGCAUCUCUCCCUCCGACUCCGACGACAACCCCAACAACUGGUCCUCCUGCGACUCACCCCCGCUAAUGUCAUCCCCGAGAGGGCCCACCGCGGCCAUCGUCGGCGGAGUGUCAUUGGGUAACUUCGGCGGCGGCGGCGGCGGCGUCACCAGCUCCGUCACGGCUCUCUCCGAGGACAACGAGAGGCUUAGACGGAGUAACUCAAUGCUCAUGUCUGAACUCGCCCACAUGAGAAAACUCUACAACGACAUCAUUUACUUUGUUCAGAACCAUGUCAAGCCUGUCGCACCAAGCAACGUUUCCUACCCAGCAGCUUCUCCUGUGCUUCUUUGUAAUGCGAGUAACGGCGGUGGUGCUACUAAUAAUGCCUCUUCGGUUGUGCUGCAGAAGCCUUUGAACCAGCUUUUUGGCUACUACCCAAGUGGUACUACUCAUGUUAAUAACCCUAAGGUACAAUUAAACAAUCUUCACGCCAAUCAUGGCGGAUUAAACUCACCGUCGACGACGGCGAAGAGCUCGGUGACGAUUCUCGAAGAGCGAAAUACUACUACUAAUGGAUGCAAAACCAAGCUGUUUGGCGUGCCUCUUCAUUCAAAAAAGAGGUUGCAUCCCGAGUAUGGUUCGGGUAAUGCGACCAACAACAUGGAAAAUAAUAAGGCUCGUUUGGUUCUAGAAAAGGAUGAUCUAGGCUUCAAUCUCAUGCCUCCUUCAACAUGUUAGUCUCUUUCUUUUUUCUCACAUCAAAUCUAUUCAAGAAUAUGAAAGCUUCUUACUUUUUUCUUUUCUGAUCUUUAUAAAUUUUCUAGUUUGGUUUUCUUUUUUCGGGCUUCUGAUUUUAGGGGGUCUAGAAUCAGAUGAUCAAAUUGUUAGUGAAAUAUAUAUGCGUGUGUGCGUGUGCGUGCCUGUAGUGUGGAUGUUUGUGAUGGAGUCUGUGUAUAUAUAACUUUAGCGUCGGUAGUAUCUUUUGUUUCUUCUCACCGCCAUGAAUGGCAGGUGCGUUUUGGUUAGAGUGAAGAUCUCAAAGUAAGUUAAAU